AGCUUCAGAUCCUGCUUGUUCCGACAGCAGACUAGACCAGCUCGCCUUGGGCACUCCUGGGUUUUAGGGUUUUGGUUUUUUUCGCAGUUUGCAGCCCAGGGUUGGGGUCGAUGGCAUCUUGGUCUGCCCCCAGACUGAGCAGAGCAGUCACCCGACUCUUCUGGGUGCCAGGUCCGGGGAUCCGCGCAGCUCCCCCGGACGCCUCCCAGCCCAAACACCGUUGCUUUGGCCAGGCCCUAGGCAGGACAUUGCACGUCUCCGUGGCUGCCCACGCUGAGCACAACAAAUGGUCCAAAGUCCAGCACAUCAAGGGUCCCAAGGACUUGGAAAGGAGCCGCAUCUUCUCUAAACUCAGCCUCAGUAUCCACUUGGCUGUUAAAGAUAGAGGCCCCAACUCUGAGCUCAACAGCAACCUGGCUAACAUCUUAGACGUGUGUUGCAGCAAGCAUAUGCCUAAGUCAACGAUUGAGGCAGCUCUGAAAAUAGAGAAAACAAAGGACAUUUAUUUGCUGUAUGGGUGCCGAGGCCCUGGUGGCUCUUCUCUGCUCCUUGAGGCAUUGUCAAACAGUAGCUCCAGGUGUCAACUGGACAUAAGACAUAUCCUGAACAAGAAUGGAAGCUCCUGUUAG
Perognathus longimembris pacificus (Pacific pocket mouse) is the source of this 629-nucleotide messenger RNA. Its product is annotated as translational activator of cytochrome c oxidase 1-like. NCBI's taxonomy places the organism in Eukaryota, Metazoa, Chordata, Mammalia, Rodentia, Heteromyidae. The transcript has a single exon. Gene Ontology annotation, cellular component: mitochondrion. Bases 111 to 629 code for a protein of 172 amino acids. The record is from RefSeq and is a predicted model, not a curated record.